CUAUACAGUUGUGAAUUUUUUAGUUUUGUUUAUAGUAUCUAUUAAAGUUAUCUCUAUGAUCUGUUGAUAGUACAUAGAUAUAUAAAAUAUUAUUAGUAUAUUUUUUAAAAUAUUACUCCGUAAUAUAGGAAAAUAAUUAAAAGUUACGUGUGUAAUCACUCCUAUCGUGAUAAUAAAAUUAGACGAUAAAACGUAAAAAUGAGUUUCUUUACCAAAGUAUUUGGUGGUAAAAAGGAGCCAAUUGCUCCUUCAACGGCUGAGGCAAUUCAAAAAUUACGUGAAACGGAGGAUAUGUUGAUAAAAAAGCAAGAUUUUCUUGAAAGUAAAAUUGAACUUGAAAUUCAAACUGCAAAAAAAAAUGGAACCAAGAACAAGAGAGCGGCUAUCCAAGCUCUUAAAAGAAAAAAACGUUAUGAAAAGCAACUACAACAAAUUGAUGGUACUUUAUCGACGAUUGAAAUGCAAAGAGAAGCUCUAGAAAGUGCUAAUACAAAUACAGCAGUUCUUACUACUAUGAAAGGUGCAGCAGAUUCAUUGAAAGCUGCUCAUCAACACAUGGAUGUUGACCAAGUUCAUGAUAUGAUGGACGAUAUUGCUGAACAACAAGAUGUUGCUCGAGAAAUUUCUGAUGCCAUAUCUAAUCCUGUAGCAUUUGGUCAAGACAUAGAUGAGGAAGAACUUGAAAAAGAAUUAGAAGAACUUGAACAGGAACAACUUGAUAAAGAAUUACUUGGUAUUGAAUCUACAGAUGAAUUGCCAGCAGUACCUGCUACGACUGUUCCAGCUGUUCCAACUGCUCCUGCAAGAACUCGUACAAAAGCUAAACCAGAGGAAGAUGAGGAUUUAAAGGAAUUAGAAGCAUGGGCAUCGUAAUUAAAUUGAAUUUCUAAAAAAAAAAAAUAUUGCCAAUUAUUAAUCUGUACAUUGAUGAUUUUACAGAGUAAUAGCUUCAACAUUUAAUGUCAAUAUCUUGUACCAAUUAAUUUGAAAUUCCUAAAUAUAGUAUUUUAUUUUUUAUGCACAAUUGUUAGAAAAGAGAAAAAAUCUAUCAAAACCAGUUUGCAAAUAUUGAUUCAUAACUUGUAAUUAUAACAUCGAAGCGGAAUGUACUUCAUUCAAUAUCUUAUGGUUUUUUUUUAAGAAGAAGUAAAUAUUUAUGAAUGAAUGAUACAUCCAAUAAUUGCUAUAACUAUCUUUCUUAGAAUAAACAAAUUUGUGCUUUAUAUAAAAAUUAUAUAUCGAACUAUUAUUAUAGUACCAAACUAAUAUGCAAAAAAACUCUUAUCAUUAUAUGUCAUUCUUUUGUUUUAAGUAAUAUUUUAAAUAAUAAUUUAAAUAACAAUUUUAAAAGAAUGCUUACAGCAUUAAAAUUAUGCAAAAUAAAUAGACUUUUAAUUAUUAUAUGAAGUAAUAUAUAAAUAAAUUUUAAAGAAUAAAAUUAUCUUAAAAACUGCAAAUAUAUAAUUUAUAUAAUUGGAAAAAUUGCAAUUUUUUGUAAAUUUAUAAUUUCACAAGUUUUCUCACAGGUAGUACAGAAUAAUAUACAGGAAAUGACGUGUAAUAUGAAUUUAUGAAUUUUUAUUGCUUCAAAGACCAAAAAUUUGGUAUGUCUUUUUGAAUAUGUCCCAUUAUUUGCACAAUUUAUAUAUUUGUAAAUAAAUGUUACUAAAAUAAAUACUUGAAAAUAUAGUGCAAAUUGUAUACUA
Molecule: messenger RNA, 1706 nt
Organism: Vespa crabro (European hornet)
Lineage: Eukaryota; Metazoa; Arthropoda; Insecta; Hymenoptera; Vespidae
Gene: shrb
Product: charged multivesicular body protein 4b
Exons: 5
Coding region: 199-873 (224 amino acids)
Biological process (GO): late endosome to vacuole transport via multivesicular body sorting pathway; vesicle budding from membrane
Cellular component (GO): cytoplasmic side of plasma membrane; multivesicular body; ESCRT III complex
Source: RefSeq, a predicted model, not a curated record